Messenger RNA from Synchiropus splendidus (mandarinfish), 700 nucleotides. It is a transcript of the gene trmt112, whose product is annotated as tRNA methyltransferase activator subunit 11-2. The transcript is spliced from 4 exons. Gene Ontology annotation, molecular function: protein heterodimerization activity. The coding region runs from base 114 to 485 and encodes 123 amino acids. Gene Ontology annotation, biological process: peptidyl-glutamine methylation; tRNA methylation; rRNA (guanine-N7)-methylation. The record is from RefSeq and is a predicted model, not a curated record. Lineage: Eukaryota; Metazoa; Chordata; Actinopteri; Syngnathiformes; Callionymidae.
GGUCCACAUGUGAUUUCGUUGCUUAAACGAGAGCUGAAGAACGUUCGUCUCAGGUGCAUUCACAACGAAAUUGCCUAUUUUUUGGGGUGGCUUUCAAAGAGUUUCAUUGAAUCAUGAAGCUGCUCACGCACAACAUGUUGACAUCGCACGUAAAGGGGGUUACGAAAGGUUACCCGCUGCUCAUCAAGGCCUCGGAGGUGAGAGUGACGGAGGUGGAGUUCAACCCUCAGUUUGUCAGCCGCAUGAUUCCCAAGCUGGAGUGGAGCGCUCUGGUGCAAGCUGCUGAAGGGUUGGGCCACAGGCAGGCCUUACCUGCCGAUCUCAUUCCAGACUACGAGAAGAACGAGGAGUUCCUGAAGCAGGUUCACAGAGCUCUGUUGGAGGUGGAGGUGAUGGAGGGCAGCCUGCAGUGUCCAGAAUCUGGACGAGAGUUCCCGAUCUCCAAAGGAAUCCCCAACAUGCUUCUGAAUGAAGAGGAGGCGUAGGCGCUGGUCAGCCCUCUCUCUCUCUCUCUCUGUGCUCCCAGAGUGGCCAGCCUGGACUGUGGCCAUGACGACAUGGUUUUGGCUGAUAGUAGUUAUGGUUUGUGAAAAUAUAACCGAUGGAAACGUUCCCCGGAGACUAAACCCCGAGUGGUUUUAUCUGUAUUUAUUUUUGUCACUGUGUUGGCCUCUUUAUUUUUCAAUAAAAAAAUACUGAU